AUGUCAGAUGUCAAUAUUCAGGCGCUGCUCCAGAAGCCGCGCAACGAGUGCACAGAAUAUGAGAUUGCUCAGCUUGAGGCCUGGGAGAUGAGCAAUGGGCCGCUCUCGCUCCUUCAGACGGCUGUGCGGAGUCAUGCACAGGUGCUGAUUAGCAUCCGGUCGAACCGAAAGCUGCUUGCAAGAGUCAAGGCCUUUGAUCGGCACUGCAACAUGAUCUUAGAGAAUGUCAAGGAAAUGUGGACCGAGACUCCGAUACAUAACGGCAAGAAGGGGCGACCUGUCAACAAGGACCGGUUUAUCAGCAAAAUGUUUCUACGAGGUGAUAGUGUCAUCAUCGUCCUACUCAGCUGA
This is a messenger RNA of Canariomyces notabilis, 351 nucleotides long. Its product is annotated as Sm-like ribonucleoprotein. Bases 1 to 351 code for a protein of 116 amino acids. Gene Ontology annotation, molecular function: RNA binding. Gene Ontology annotation, cellular component: U1 snRNP; U5 snRNP; precatalytic spliceosome. The record is from RefSeq and is a predicted model, not a curated record. Gene Ontology annotation, biological process: RNA splicing; spliceosomal snRNP assembly. The transcript has 8 exons. NCBI's taxonomy places the organism in Eukaryota, Fungi, Ascomycota, Sordariomycetes, Sordariales, Chaetomiaceae.